AAUUCUUCUUUCUCUAGGUCACUUGGUAUUCUUGACUUGAUGAAAAAAAGAAAUGAUUCUAAAGUGACAGAAUUUGUUCUUCUGGGCCUAUCAUCCUCUUGGGAGCUACAGCUAUUUCUCUUCUUAAUAUUUUUGUUUUUUUACAUGACUGUUGUUUUGGGAAACCUCUUGAUAAUUGUAACAGUGCGAGCUGAUGCUCACCUGCUCCAAUCUCCUAUGUACUAUUUUUUGGGCCAUCUGUCCUUCAUUGACCUAUGCCUGAGCUGUGUUACCGUGCCCAAGAUGUUAGGAGAUUUCCUACAGCAAGACAAGAUCAUCUCUUUUUCAGGAUGCUUGGCCCAGAUCUACUUCCUGCACUUUCUGGGAGCCAGUGAGAUGUUUCUGCUGACAGUCAUGGCCUAUGAUAGGUAUGUUGCCAUAUGUAAUCCUUUGCACUACUUGACAGUCAUGAAUCGUCAGCUCUGCUUUCAGUUGGUUUUUGCCUGUUGGUGUGGGGGUUUCAUCCAUUCUAUCACACAGGUCACGCUGGUCAUACAGCUGCCCUUCUGUGGUCCCACUGAACUGGACAACUUCUACUGUGAUGUCCCACAGGUCAUCAAGCUAGCGUGCACGGACACAUAUGUAGUAGAGGUACUGAUGGUCUCAAAUAGUGGUCUGUUAUCUCUCGUCUGCUUUUUGGUCUUGCUGUUCUCUUAUGCCAUCAUCCUCAUCACCGUGAGAACUCGCUUCCGUCAGGGCCACAGCAAGGCACUCUCUACCUGUGCCUCCCACCUAACAGUGGUCAGCCUGAUCUUUGUGCCAUGUGUAUUCAUCUACCUGAGGCCUUUCUGCAGCUUCUCCGUGGAUAAGGUAUUCUCUGUCUUUUACACAGUGAUCACACCUAUGUUGAAUCCUCUCAUCUACACACUCAGAAAUGCUGAAAUGAAGACUGUCAUGAAGAAGCUGAGAAAAAAGCAUGUGGCAUCCUUCUGCCAUGUUAAAGGAUGAACAGGAAGAUGUGAUUUAUAAAACAUAACUUUCUUGGGACAUUCUUGACUCAUCCUGUACAUGAGUACAUGCAUGAAACCAAUUUGAUGACUUUGGUAUAAAAUCCAGCAUAAACAUUAUAAUUGCUAUUGAUUGCUAUUGAGGCAUAGUGACUUUGUCAAAUGUCAAAUAUUAAAUAGGGAAGUCAGGAAUGUGUAAUGGCCCAGGAAUUGAGUACUAGGCUCAAGAGGACACCUUGAAAGUCCAACUCUUCUAUCCUUUUGUCUAUA
This is a messenger RNA of Felis catus (domestic cat), 1256 nucleotides long. RefSeq names its product olfactory receptor 4Q3. Gene Ontology annotation, molecular function: G protein-coupled receptor activity; olfactory receptor activity. NCBI's taxonomy places the organism in Eukaryota, Metazoa, Chordata, Mammalia, Carnivora, Felidae. Gene Ontology annotation, cellular component: membrane. The coding region runs from base 40 to 987 and encodes 315 amino acids. Gene Ontology annotation, biological process: G protein-coupled receptor signaling pathway. The record is from RefSeq and is a predicted model, not a curated record. The transcript has a single exon.